Mugil cephalus (flathead mullet) is the source of this 2405-nucleotide messenger RNA. Its product is annotated as beta-1,3-galactosyl-O-glycosyl-glycoprotein beta-1,6-N-acetylglucosaminyltransferase 3-like. NCBI's taxonomy places the organism in Eukaryota, Metazoa, Chordata, Actinopteri, Mugiliformes, Mugilidae. The record is from RefSeq and is a predicted model, not a curated record. Gene Ontology annotation, molecular function: acetylglucosaminyltransferase activity. The transcript has a single exon. Gene Ontology annotation, cellular component: membrane. Bases 1 to 1290 code for a protein of 429 amino acids.
AUGUCUUUUCUAAGGCUCAAGAGGGGCAACAUGCUGCUGAAGACGCUCUCUCUCAUCCUAAUGGGUAUGUUGCUUUCCUUUGUUCUUUGGGAAACUGGUACGUUGCCAAUGUCGGAUCUCAACAUACCACAGCAGUUCUCUGUUGACCUGCCCGGCUGCUCAGCUAUCAUCAAUGGAGAUGUACAGAAAAAGAAGACUGAAUUAGAAAGACUUCUGGCAUUCAGGACAAAGCCGAAUAUUUUUUCAGAGGACUUCUACCUUAAUGCAACAAAGAACUGUCCAGCAUACAUCAAAAAGAGAGGUUUCAUUACAGUGCCUCUGAGUGAAGAGGAGGAAACUUUUCCCAUCGCAUACUCAAUGGUGAUCCAUGAGAACAUUGAGAUGUUUGAGCGACUUCUACGAGCUGUUUACACUCCUCAGAACGUCUACUGCGUACAUAUGGACCUUAAAUCCUCCGCAGAUUUUCGAGAGGCAGUGAAAGCCAUUGUUUCAUGCUUUCCCAAUGUGUUUGUAGCCAGCAAAUUAGAAAGAGUGGUUUAUGCCUCAUGGUCUCGAGUACAGGCGGACCUGAACUGCAUGAAAGAUCUGCUGAACUCUGAGGUGGACUGGAAGUACCUGCUUAACACCUGUGGCACAGACUUCCCCAUUAAAACAAAUGGAGAGAUGGUAAAGGCACUGAAGGCUCUCAAUGGGCGAAACAGCAUGGAGUCUGAAGUCACCAAUGACUACAAGAAACAACGCUGGCAGUAUCAUCACAAUGUUACUGACAGUGUGAUCCAGACAGGCGUGAGGAAGAGCCCUCCACCCAUCAGCAGUCCCAUGUUCUCAGGAAAUGCCUACUUUGUGGUGACAAGAGCCUUUGUGAAACACAUAAUAGAGGACAGAGAGGUGCAGACAUUUCUGGAGUGGGAAAAGGACACAUACAGCCCUGAUGAGCACCUGUGGGCCACUCUGCAGAGGAUGCCCACUGUUCCUGGAUCAGCGCCUGCUAACAUCAAGUACGACAUGUCUGACAUGCAAGCCCUUGCUCGUGUGGUGAAGUGGAGCUAUUUAGCAGGAGAUGUGGAAAAAGGAGCUCCGUACUACCCCUGCACGGGUGAAUAUAGGAGAGCUGUAUGUGUGUAUGGGGCUGGGGACCUCCGCUGGCUCCUGAGACAACACCACCUCUUUGCAAAUAAGUUUGAUCCUAAGAUCGAUGACGUUGCCAUAAGGUGUCUAGAGUCAGUUCUGCAUUUCAAAGCUUUAGGCCAUGACCCAGUCUUAACAGAUCAACAUUCAAUUGUUUUGUGAAGCAUAUAAAAAUUGAAAUACCAGUGUCCAAUUCAUCAGUUAACACAGCAAACUUGGGAAGAUUUAGAGAAGCAUUUUAAUUUAUCAAAAUGUGAAGGAUCUUCCUCUAAAAUGUCUAAUUUUUUUCUGUUUUCUGUAUGCUGUUUUUGAUACAUCCUGCACUGCAGUAACAUUUCAUAAAUCUUCAGAUACUCUUAAUAGUAUCAGAAAAAUAUUGCAAUAGACUCUAAUUCCUUAUAAUCUUCACUUUUUUACAUCUGGGUACUAUCUGGGUUUAGUGACAAUGGAAUGCAGCAUUUACUUUAUUGAUAUAAAUGUGGUGGUGACCACACCCUCUUUUGUAAAUGGCGUUCUGAUGCGAUCUGACUUCUUUUAGUUAUGCCCACAUUGCAACCAGAUUUUUUUUAUCUGCACCGACACUAACCAAUGCACCCAGUGUGAGACGGGACUGGAUCCAAACGACUUAUUGUGUGGUGUGACUUGCCACCAAAGAUAUAACUGUACUAUAAAGGCUAGCUCACCUGCAUGAGUUGCCAUCAACGCAGUUACUUUCAUCGGGGCCAGCACGGACCUUCUGAGGAUGUCUUGUGGUGUCUGACAACAGAAUGUUGUUAAUUCGGGCCUUUGGGUCCCAUGGGUUGAGGGGAGGGACCUCUGUGGAUUAGUGGUUUGGGAUUCAGGGAAUUUGGAGGCCAGGUCAACACCUUUUGUUGCUCUCACAGUUGCAUCCUAUUGGAGAUGACUGCUACCAUCAAGGAGUGUCACUGCUAUGGGGUGGGAGGUGCCUGGUCUGGUCUAGGUAGGUGGUACAUGUCUAAGUAACAUCCACAUGAAUGCCAGGUCCAAACGUUUUCCGGCAGAACAUUGAGUUUCCACAAGAUGAUCAAUGUUAUUCACUUCCCCUGUCAGUGGUUUUAAUGUUAUGGCUGAUUGGUGUAUAUCAGUGUUAUGGCUCCUACGCCAAUAUUUCUGUGUGAUAUAUAUAUAUAUUUUUUUUUUUUUUAAAGUUGUGUGCGAGUGUGCAGCUGGUACAAACAGCACAAAACAGGAUUCUGGUGUGGAUUUAGUUAUAUUAUCAACUCUUGUUCAAUUGACAACAGAGAAAACUUAUCAAA